This is a messenger RNA of Ceratotherium simum simum (southern white rhinoceros), 1860 nucleotides long. It is a transcript of the gene DNAJC11, whose product is annotated as DnaJ heat shock protein family (Hsp40) member C11. Lineage: Eukaryota; Metazoa; Chordata; Mammalia; Perissodactyla; Rhinocerotidae. Gene Ontology annotation, biological process: cristae formation. The record is from RefSeq and is a predicted model, not a curated record.
GGGGCCGCUGUGGCGCAGCCGCGCCGGCCUGCGUCGUCGGGGCCGCGGAUCGCCGGUCCCUCUUGAGCACGGCCUUGCCGGUUUGGCGGGGUGAAAGGUUGGGAAGAUGGCGACGGCCUUGAGCGAGGAGGAGCUGGACAAUGAAGACUAUUACUCGUUGCUGAACGUGCGCAGGGAGGCCUCUUCUGAAGAGCUGAAAGCUGCCUACCGGAGGCUGUGUAUGCUUUACCAUCCCGACAAGCACAGAGACCCAGAGCUCAAAUCACAGGCAGAACGACUGUUUAACCUUGUUCACCAGGCUUAUGAAGUGCUUAGUGACCCCCAAACCAGGGCCAUCUAUGAUAUAUAUGGAAAGAGAGGACUGGAAAUGGAAGGAUGGGAGGUUGUGGAAAGGAGGAGAACACCAGCUGAAAUUAGAGAAGAGUUUGAACGGUUGCAGAGGGAGAGGGAAGAGAGACGACUGCAGCAGCGAACCAAUCCCAAGGGGACCAUCAGCGUUGGCAUUGAUGCCACUGACCUUUUUGAUCGCUAUGAGGAGGAGUACGAAGAUGUGUCCGGAAGUGGCUUUCCGCAGAUAGAAAUUAACAAGAUGCACAUAUCCCAGUCUAUUGAGGCACCCUUGACAGCUACAGACACAGCCAUCCUCUCUGGAAGCCUCUCAACGCAGAAUGGGAAUGGAGGGGGUUCCAUUAACUUUGCACUCAGACGAGUCACUUCUGCAAAGGGAUGGGGAGAGUUAGAAUUUGGAGCUGGGGAUCUGCAGGGGCCUUUAUUUGGUCUAAAGCUGUUCCGUAAUCUCACACCAAGAUGCUUUGUGACGACAAACUGUGCUCUGCAGUUUUCGUCCCGUGGAAUCCGGCCUGGCCUUACCACUGUCCUAGCUCGGAACCUGGACAAGAACACUGUGGGCUACUUGCAAUGGCGGUGGGGUAUCCAGUCGGCCAUGAACACUAGCAUCGUCCGGGACACCAAAACCAGCCACUUCACUGUGGCCCUUCAGCUUGGAAUUCCUCACUCCUUUGCACUGAUCAGCUAUCAGCACAAAUUCCAGGAUGAUGAUCAGACUCGUGUGAAAGGAUCCCUUAAGGCAGGCUUCUUCGGGACGGUGGUGGAGUACGGGGCAGAGAGAAAAAUCUCCAGGCACAGCAUUCUAGGUGCAGCCGUCAGCGUUGGAGUCCCACAGGGCGUUUCUCUCAAAGUCAAGUUAAACAGGGCCAGUCAGACUUACUUCUUCCCUAUUCAUCUGACGGAUCAGCUUCUUCCCAGCGCUGUGUUCUAUGCCACUGUGGGGCCUCUCGUGGUCUACUUUGCUAUGCACCGUCUGAUCAUCAAACCAUACCUCAGGGCUCAGAAAGAGAAGGAAUUGGAGAAGCAAAGGGAAAGCACGGCCACCGACAUUCUGCAGAAGAAACAAGAGGCAGAGGCCGCUGUUCGAUUGAUGCAGGAAUCUGUGCGAAGAAUAAUCGAGGCAGAAGAGUCCAGAAUGGGGCUCAUCAUCGUCAACGCCUGGUACGGGAAGUUUGUCAACGACAAGAGCAAGAAGAGCGAGAAGGUGAAGGUGAUUGAUGUGACUGUGCCCCUCCAGUGCCUGGUGAAGGACUCAAAGCUCAUCCUCACAGAGGCCUCUAAGGCUGGGCUGCCUGGGUUCUAUGACCCGUGUGUGGGUGAAGAGAAGAACCUGAAGGUGCUGUACCAGUUCCGGGGGGUCCUGCAUCAGGUGAUGGCACUGGACAGUGAGGCGCUGAGGAUACCAAAGCAGUCUCACAGGAUUGAUACAGAUGGAUAAACUACUUGAGAAACCAGAUUAAAAAGAGGCUACAAAUAAUCUUUUCCUGGGAGUCUACAAAUUUGGAAGCAGGG